AUUAGUGGAUUGCGGGCCGAGCGCGCACGAUCCGGCCGGGGCUGGCCCGGUAGUGGUUGAUCCGAGCUCGGCGGUCGUCACAGUGGUGCUGCCGCUCGCACAGUGGUGCUGCCGCUCGCCCCCAGUCUGUUUCAGGGUGUGGGGGCUGCCUACUCCUCACUUGCGAUCCGGGCCCCGGGGAGCGCCGUCGUCGAGGCAGGCCACGAUGGCGCGGGCCGAUGCACCCAUCAUGCAGUGGCAAGGUAAUCCCCGCAACCUGCCCAUAAGAGAUGGCAGCAUAUCCCUCAACUGGAGCGCGCUCGGGAAAUGGGAUCCCCGCUCUAAAAUCGGAUUAGUAUGGAAGUUCCAAUUGGAGCCGCGGAUGGAUCUGGGGAACGGCCACACGGUCACGCUGACGGUCUCGUUCCGGUCGAGUCGGCGCGUCAUCGUGCACGACGGCGUGCGGGUGGAGUACAGCGUCCGCGAGGAUCGCGCGCGCAGCUAUGCCUGGCGACGUGACGGCCACGACUUCGCGAUCCAGGAGCUGCCGAACGGCCCGCGCGACAUCUCGCGCUUCCGAUUUGUUGUGGACAGCGCGUGCUCGUUUACGACGCCCGGCGGGCAGCGCGCGUUCAUCGACGUCGCGCUGUCGGGCACGCGCUCCCCGACGCACGCGCAGCCAGUUUCUGCGAACGCGGCUAGCGCGCUCCCGUGCGCCGAAGCGAGAGUCGUGGACGCGGACCCGGCGAGCGGGACCCUGACGGCGGAGCGCGCCGGCGUCUACUUGACGCCGGCGGAGCGGCAGGAGCAUAUUUUCCAAGUCGGGGGCGUCGAUGCAGACCUCGCACGGGCGCUCGCGGCGUCGGCGCGCGAAUCGGCCAACGCCCGCCAGUUCGAGGCGGACACGGCCCUGGCGCGCCAGCUGUCGAGCGACGGAGAGGUGGCGUCGCCGCGGAGGCCGCGCGCCCCCGACGCGCCCCCGGCGUCGCCACUGUCGCCGCGGUCGCCGACGGCGCCCCCGCUGCCCGUGGCCUCGCCGUCGCCGCGGCCGUCCGCCACGUGGUACUGGGAGGAGGAGCCGCACCGACUGACGGCGCACAACCCCGCCCUCGUGAAGCCGCCACACUGGGUCGCGUACCCCGACGACGUCCAGGCCGUGCUGGAAGCGGCCUUUCAAGCGGGACAUCCCACGUGCACCGGCGCAAAUAACGUCGUGGACUUCGUGGCGCGGCAGCAAACGAAUUUGCGGACCGGCGCCAAGCGGGCCGUGCUGCGGGACGACGCCGCCUUCUUCGAGCGCGACGUGCUGCGGGAGGACCGCGACGCCGCGGCGGCCUUCGCACCCCCGUCGCCGCCCGCGGUCGUCGCGCCGCCUGCGCCGGCACCUGCGCCACGGCGUCCGCCGGCACCCUCGUCGCCGCCGACCGGGCCGCCACCUCAGCGGCAGUGGGACGAGGCACGGCCGUGGGUCGCGGCGGACGAGGCGCUCGCCGACAUCGCCGAGGCCGCGUCCAUCGUCCAUGCGUCCACGAGCGGCCAGAGCCUCGACCCGCGCGCGCUUGCUUCGGUGCCCUGGGCGCACCAAAUCAUCGAGCUGCGAACUUUGAUCGGCGCCAAAGGCAUGGAGACGCUCAGCGCCGGCCGCGAGCCCGUGCCCCGCUUCGCUGUGACGUGGGCGAAGCUCCGCACGCAACGCGCGGAGAUCGACCGAGCGCUGCGCGAUCGAGCUGCCGAAGCGCCGGCGGCGUCGGUCGCGCCGCCGUCGCCGCCGCGUCUCAGCCGGGCGCAGGAACUGCAACGACGCCGGGAUCUGCAACGAAGCCGGGCACCGCCGUCGCCACCCGCGGAGCCGCUUCGCCUACACGCGCGCAUCACCGCUUUGAGCUUUGAGGAGGCACGGCACCGGACGCAGGAAGGCGCCACCGCCGGCGUGGGUGACGACGAUGAUCUGACGCGGGCGCUGGCGGCGUCGCGGCGCGUCGCGGCUGCCGAGGAGCGGCACCGGGAAGAUCUCACACGGGCGCUCGUGGCGUCGCGUGACGUUGCGGUUGCCGAGGAGCGGCGUCGGGCACAGUGCGCCACCGCCGACGACGAGGUCGAGUACGCCCGUCACGUCCACAUCGGCGAGACGCCCGUCCCGCCUGGCCAUGUAAGAGUUCGCGUGCCGCCGGGCAUGGGCCCCGGUUCGGAGGCGGCCUUCACGGCGCCGGACGGAAGAGUGCUUAGGGCAACUAUCCCAGCCGGUGCGACGGAGGACUCCCUCUUCGACGUACGAUUGCCACCGCGGCGCACCAUCUCCGAGGAAGCUUCACCCGCGGCGCCGCCGUCGCCGCCCGCGGAAGAGGCCAGUCCCGGCCGUCGAGGUGACGUGAUACGGAUCUUCGAGGAAGCGCAGCGCCGGCGCGCCGCUGAGGCAGCCGCGGCCAAAGACGACGUGCCACCCCAACCGCGCGUCGCGGGACGCAUGAUGGCCGAAAGUGACAGCGAUAGCGACAGCGACGAGGCAAAGGAGACCGCCCGCGGGGCGCGGCCCGCCCCGCCGCCGAUGUUAGGCGGCGUCCCGGACGGACCGGAACAGCUCGUUAGGAACAUCGAGGCCCACAUCCGUCUGCUGGAGCCCGCGUCGAGGGCCGACUUCCGCCGCCGCCUCGCGGCCGCGCGCAAUAACAUCAGCGCCCUGGCGGAGCUGAACCGACGCGUGGCCCAGGCCGUCGACGAGGAAAACGAAGCCACCGCGGAGCCCGAGCCCGCGCCGAUCGACCGGGAGGCGUUCGAGGCGCUCCUCGCGGGCCUCACCGACGACUCGGGCUCGGACGACUACUAGGAACCUCCAUGCUCCCCUUCUACCAAUCUAAUGUGAUCACAAAAUUAAAACUA
This is a messenger RNA of Pelagomonas calceolata, 2856 nucleotides long. NCBI's taxonomy places the organism in Eukaryota, Pelagophyceae, Pelagomonadales, Pelagomonadaceae. The record is from the annotation of a GenBank genome assembly.